AUGGCUUCCAAUCCUCCGCUGUACACCUACGUUUCUCCUCGCGAGGGGUAUGAAAACGCCCCUCCUUUACCGGACGAGCUCAAUGAGGACGGCAAGAGCUUCAAACACCCGCCUCAGGACUGUCUGAGCAAGGCUUACGAGGUCUUCCCGGCGCCGUUGGACAACGGACGCAGAGGAGGCUUUGAUAUCCAUAUCUACCAUUUCCAGUCCAACCCGGAGCAAGUCAAACACGCCAAAGAUCUCUGGGAACGCAUCCGACGGGAGUUCCCUGAGCUGAGAAUCUAUCGAUUUUGGGAAGGGCCAGUUGGUCCGCAUCCUGUAGCCAUGUUCGAAGUUAACAUCUUCACGCCGGCCCAGUUUGGCGCCUUCAUUCCGUGGUUGACCAUCUAUAGAGGGCCCUUGUCCGUUCUCAUUCACCCUAAUACCACCGAGGAGGAAUUCGAUCGCAAUGUUACUGAGCUGCGCAACCACACCCAACGAGCUAUAUGGAUGGGCGAAAGACUACCGCUGGACACAUCAAUCUUCUAUCGUAAUAACUAG
Molecule: messenger RNA, 540 nt
Organism: Colletotrichum navitas
Lineage: Eukaryota; Fungi; Ascomycota; Sordariomycetes; Glomerellales; Glomerellaceae
Product: dopa 4,5-dioxygenase
Exons: 3
Coding region: 1-540 (179 amino acids)
Source: RefSeq, a predicted model, not a curated record